This is a messenger RNA of Podarcis muralis (Common wall lizard), 1008 nucleotides long. NCBI's taxonomy places the organism in Eukaryota, Metazoa, Chordata, Lepidosauria, Squamata, Lacertidae. The record is from RefSeq and is a predicted model, not a curated record.
CUCUCGUUCCCUUUACACCCCUAAAAACUAUCAUUUUGCUUUGGGAUGGACAUCUGACUCCAUUCAUUUCCCCUUAAAAAGAGAGAAACGGACAGAAACGUUUACGGAAGUGUCCAUUGUCUUCCCUGCCCUCUGAUUCAGGUGUUUCCCUGAGCAUCCUAUGACCACCGCUUGGGCAGCCCUUGGACCUGCCGUGCGAUGCCCAACCCGGCUGCCCACCUGCCCUUUUACUAUGGCAGCAUCUCCCGCUCGGACGCCGAAGAGCAUCUCAAGCUGGGUGGAAUGAUGGACGGCCUUUUCCUAUUGCGGCAGUGCCUUCGCAACCUGGGCGGCUACGUGCUGUCGGUCACCCACAACCUCCGGUUCCACCACUACCCCAUCGAGCGGCUGAUGAACGGCACCUUUGCCAUCGCGGGCGGCAAGGCGCAUUGCGGCCCCGAGGAGCUCUGCGAGUUCUACUCCAAGGACGCUGAUGGGCUCUGCUGCCCGCUCAAGAGGCCAUGCAACCGUCCCGGUGGCCUCGAACCCCAGCCGGGCAUCUUCGACUCCAUCCGAGAGAACAUGGUGCGGGAAUAUAUCCGGCAGACGUGGCAGCUGGAGGGGGACACCCUCAAACAGGCCAUCAUCAGCCAGGCCCCCCAGGUGGAGAAGCUCCUGGCCACCACAGCCCACGAGAAGAUGCCCUGGUACCACGGCUCCAUCACUCGAGCGCAAGCGGAAAGCAGACUCUACUCAGGCUCACAGCCUGAUGGGAAAUUCUUGCUGAGAGAGAAAAAGGAGAAAGGCUCUUACGCUCUGUCCCUCGUCUACGGAAAGACGGUUUAUCACUACCGGAUCGGACAGGACAAAGCAGGGAAAUAUUCGGUGGAAGACGGAACCAAGUUUGAUACGCUGUGGCAGCUCGUGGAAUAUCUCAAACUGAAACCGGAUGGCCUGAUCUAUUAUUUGAGGGAAAGCACACCGAAUCCCGAUAUGCCAACAGGCACCCAUGUGAUGGGCAAUGCUUAG